AUGAAGACGUCUAUACAUAUAGAUGACAUACGCCCUGCACCACUAGGAAACUUAGACGAAGAUGCCCAGUCCGAAUACUCUACAAGUUCCUCAACUGGACCUCUAGGCAGUGGUAGCUCCCGUAGUCGCCAGUCAGAAGCCAAGGAUCACACAGGGUUGAAAUCCGCUAGUUUGGAUGGACUUCCUGCCGAUAGCGACGCUUCCCGAUCCCAGAGCCUGAUAUCCUACCAGGACGCUAUAGCUUCGGUUGUACCUCUUCGGAAUUCGGGUGCCGGAGAGGAGGGCACUAUGUCGAGAUCUCCGACCCCCAUAGAGAGCGAACGCUCGAGUGGCAGCGAAGCCGGCGAUAGCAGGCCUAGCACUCCCGGGUCGGUCGUGGAGACAACUAGCCGUGAGAGUGAGCUGGCAGCAGAGAAUGCCAGACUACGGCAAAUGAUCGACGACCUCAGAGAUGAGCUGAGGCAACAGAGGAAGGCGUUCGACGACCUUGAAAAGAGGUCUCGAGAACAGCACGCCGAGCUGUUAAACGCCCUCAAGGGACAACAGACCCCAAAAGGGGUAAAGCGAGGUAAGCCAGGGACCUCGUCGGGUUCCGAGGAGGAGCCCUGCAAGGCUAAAAAGAAGCCAUCAAAAGAGAACGAAGCACCUGUCGCCGAACAGGCGAAGGUCCCAGCGACGACAUCAGAGCGCGCGGCCCCUGCCGAGAAAGCCGAGAGGAUACCGCCUGUCAUCCUUCGCAAGAAGGAGCAGUGGACUGAGGUCAGCAGGAGUCUGACCAACAGAAAAAUAAAUUACACCAGGGCCAGGUUAACGGGUGAAGGCAUCGCCAUUCACCCGCAAACGCCUGACGAUUAUCGAUGCCUCACGCGUGUCCUCGCCGAUGAAGGGAAGGAAUUUCACACCUUCUCUCUCCCAAGCGAGCGGCUGCUGAGGGCCGUGAUCAGAGGGCUACCAGACGGAAUUUCCAACGAGGAAAUUCGGUCUGAUCUCGAAGUACAGGGCUUCAAAAUAACAUCUGUUUUCAUAAUGAAGAGCCGUAGGAACAAGGCCCCCAUCCCUCUAGUACUUGUACAAGUCCCCCAGGAGCAAGAGGACCUGCUCAAGGUGACAAGAUGCUACCACCUAGUCGUCAGGGUGGAAUCGCAGAGGGCGAGAACCGAGCCGACGCAGUGCCAUCGCUGCCAAUGCUUCGGUCACGCGCAGAGCCGUUGCACCGCAGCUGUCAAGUGUGUGAAAUGCGGCGAAGGUCACCACUCGGCAGACUGCACUAAGAAGCGCGAGAUCCCGGCAAAGUGCGCCAACUGCGGUGGCGAACAUCCUGCCAGCUACCGCGGAUGGCCUAGCUUCCCUAAGAAGACGACAGGGAGCAAAAAGCAGCAGCGCAAAGAAGACUCCCAAGCCGACAAAACACAGGCUAAGUUGGCACACCCCCGAAGGUGA
Anoplophora glabripennis (Asian longhorned beetle) is the source of this 1440-nucleotide messenger RNA. RefSeq lists its product as uncharacterized. The record is from RefSeq and is a predicted model, not a curated record. The transcript is spliced from 2 exons. Lineage: Eukaryota; Metazoa; Arthropoda; Insecta; Coleoptera; Cerambycidae. The coding region runs from base 1 to 1440 and encodes 479 amino acids.